CCUGCGGGAAGGAGAGAGGGCGGCGGCAGCAGCAGCAGCAGCGCCAUGGAGCUGGUCGGGGCGCAGCAGCAGGCGGGCCUGGCCGGGAGGAAGAGGCAGCCCAACCGCGAGAGGCCCGCCGCGGCCGAGGACGAUGCCCUCAACCAGAUCGCUCGCGAGGCUGAAGCAAGGCUUGCAGCAAAGCGUGCAGCACGAGCUGAAGCACGAGAAAUCCGAAUGAAGGAACUGGAGAGGCAGCAAAAGGAGGCUUCAGAUGAAGAUGAGCGCAUGUCUGUGGGCAGCCGCGGAAGCCUAAGGACUGGAUUAGAGACAGAGAGGACCAAAAGGAUGAACUUCAAAACCACAAAUGGUUGCGAAGAAGAUAUGUAUGGUUCGUCCCAGAGUAGAAAAUCUAGUAGGGCUUCCUGCUACUCUGACCUUAGUCUUCCUUGCAGUGGUUUUCCUUCCAAAUCCCAACCUUCUUCCCAAAAUGGAAACCGGGCAUCUCUGUAUGAUGAGAACUUUAACAGUGGGAAUCGUCGGUAUAGUGCCUCUAGUUCACGUCCUCCUUCGGAGUACAGUUGCCACCUCGGCUCAGGAUCUCGAGCUUCUUCUAGAGCUAGUUCUGCUCGUGCCAGUCCUGUGGUUGAAGAAAGGCCUGAAAAAGACUUUGAGAAGGGGGUUCGUACUGUGUCAAGCUUGUCAGCAGCUACGCUGGCCUCUCUAGGCGGAACUUCUUCCCGGCGAGGCAGUGAAGAUACCUCCUUCUCGUUUGAUACUGAAGCAUCUAUUAAAGAAAUUAAGGAUAUCAAUGAGUUAAAGGACCAGAUUCAGGAUGUAGAAGGAAAAUACAUGCAGGGACUGAAGGAAAUGAAGGACUCUCUAGCUGAACUUGAAGAGAAAUAUAAGAAGGCUAUGGUAUCAAAUGCUCAGUUAGAUAAUGAGAAAACCAAUUUCAUGUAUCAAGUAGACACCUUGCAGGAUGCAUUGAUGGAUUUGGAAGAACAGCUUGCAGAAUCUCUGAGACGAUAUGAAGAGAAAAACAAAGAUUUUGAGAGGGAAAAACACGCCCAUACUAUAUUGCAGUUUCAGUUCAAGGAAGUCAAAGAGACUUUGAAACAAAGAGAAGAACUACUUGCAGAAAUCCGACAACUAAAGCAGAAACAGGAGGACUAUGUCAGGGAAAUGUCUGAUCUUCAGGAGACAAUAGAAUGGAAAGAAAAAAAGAUAGGGGCAUUAGAGAGGCAGAAAGAGUUCUUUGAUUCCAUAAGAAGUGAGCGAGAUGAUCUUAGAGAGGAGGUGGUUAUGCUGAAGGAACAAUUGAAGCGACAUGGAAUAAUACCCAACUCAGAAGUAGCUACCAAUGGAGAAACCUCUGGUGAUAUAGAUAAUGAUGGACUACAAAGUUCUUCCAAUAUUGCUCCAGGGUCAAGUCAUGCCCCUAAGGUAGCUGGGGAUGAUACAUUAGGCAGAGCCAAGGAAGUGGAGAUGAAAAAUGAGAUUUUGGAGAAUGUGGGGAAAAAAGAAAUCUUGCAGAAUACUGAGCAUGAGGAACACACAGAGGAGACUAAGGAACAGGAAAUUGUACAGGAAUGUUCAGAGAUAAAGACGUUGCAUGCUGAUGAAAAUGCGGAGGCAGAGAAAAUCACUGAAGGCAAAGUGGCAUCAACACUGUUAUUAAAUAGUGGACUUGAGGAACCAGCUAAGAGUCAUUCAGAGCAUGUUCCAGGAAUUGUUUGUUCCCUUGAAAACAGUGGUAUAGUUGAAUUAAGGGGUGAAGGGGGGUUCCUUGGUGAUACCAUAGAAGUGAAAGAGUCUGAUGGAAAUGUUGUAAAUAAAAGUGAUACUGAAGUAGCAUGUUCAGGUAUUGAGGCUAAUGGGCAGAUACAUACAGGUUUAGAAAUACUUCCCCAACAGCGAGAUAAAGAUAAGCAAACACAUAUUGUAGGUGAUGAGGCAGAAGGCGAUAAUAAUGAGGUAUUUCAGGAAGCUUUGGAUUUUGUGAAUAACAGCCAUGUGGCAACUUCCAGUCAAUCAGAAUCACCAGAAUUGGCAGAAGAUUUGCUUAUCAAAGUGCCGAGUAUUGACCCUUAUAUUGGACAGCCAGAAAGCAAAAUUGUUGAGAGACAUCUUCUUGAAGGUGGACACAUCAAACUAAUUGAUAAAGCAGAUUGGGAUAAAAAUGAAACUGGUGGAAUUAAUGAAGAGAAAGAGACGGAACAUGCCAUGCAGCAGCAGGCAUGUGAAGUAGCUGUGGAACAAAUUGAAAUAUCUUAUGCAUCAGAUGAGUCUGAAGAACAGAAACAAGUUGGAAUGGGAAAAACUCAGCCCUUAUCUUCAAAAGAUGAAUCAUUUGUUGAAGAGGAACAAAUUACGCAAGUGAUUGGAGCCAGUGAAAAGAAUGAAGAAAAUCCUGCUAUGGAGACGGAUCAGAGAGCAGCUUUAGCGGAAGCAGUGGAUGAACAUUUAGAUUCUACCAUGAAAGAGGUUCAUACAGAAGAAACUGCUGCAGGUGGUGUGAGUCACAGUGAGUGCCAGAUCCCUGAGGAAAGGAACUUAGACCAUGAGGAUGAUUCUAAGAAACAUGGGGACAUUAAAUCAGAAUUCAUAGAUGAUGGCAAAACUCUGGCAGACAUCCAGAUAGCACAUGAAGAAGUUGCUGGUGACAAUAAUGAAGAAGAAGACUAUAAGCUGGCACAAGUUACAGACCGGCCUACAGAAGAGCAAAGUGUAAAUAAACAAGAUGAAACUUUUCAGGAAUCUGCUAGAACUGCAUGUGUAAAUAUGCAGGGCAUUGAAGUAAACAAAGGAAAUGAAGAGGACAAGAAUCGCGAAAAAACAGAAGGAAAGAUUCUUGACAUUGUGCCAGAUAUCGAGAAGGCUCCUUGCCUCACCUCACAGAAGACUGAAUUCAGUGAUCAAGAGAGAAAGCUUGACAAUGAAGAAGAAGAAGAAGAAGAAGUUGUGGAAGAAUAUCAUGAAGCAUUUGAUUUUGCAGAGUCUCCAUUUGGACAACAGGAAACUACUGAAAGGAAUGAUAAUCUUAAUACAAAUAAUAACCAAACGCAAGAGAAAGAUGAGAUUACAGAGCGUGCAACACAGGAUAUAAUAAAAAAGGACACGGAAAUGGAGUAUAGAGAUGAAGAAAGAGAUGCUGAAGAAAAUAAAAAAGGUAAAACCUACCAAGCCUUAGCAGAUGAGGUCAUAAAUGAAUCCACCGUGAUUGAAAGUGAAAAGACCCAGCAGCAGCAAGGGAAAGAAUUGGAAGAAGCUGCACGCUCUCAAACGGAUCCUUCUGCUUCUGUGGCCUCAAAGGCACAGUGUGAAAUUUUGGAAGACCCAAGCAAAAAGAUGUUAGAUGAAAUCAAUAUAGAUCACAUUGCUGAAUAUACUGCAGAGCAGUUAGAAAAACUAAAAAAUGAUGCGCAUGAAAGUGAAGAGGAAGUCCAGGUGGGUAGGAAGGGUAAAGGUAAAUCUCGGGAAGAUUGUGUCAUAUCGUAACCUCAGAAGCUAGGUCAUUAUUGCAUGUUACAAACCUGCCAUCUGAUGAUUUCAGAGUAAAUAUGCUGUUUUAAACAAAAGACCAAAGGAAAAGUUUAACAGUGGAACUAGAUUCGCGCUCUAAAUACAUUUUAUACAACUCGUUAUCUAUAUCAGUAAUGAAUGAAUAUGAAUAUGACAUUUUCUUACCUCUCAGGUUUUAAUUACUGUUUAUCACAGUAAAACAAUGCUAUUAAUCAUACUAAAUCAGAAUUAAGUGCUUUUAAUAUUUCCACCUACAGUAUAAUAUAGCAUUUGAUUCCCCCCCACAGUGUUUUUUAAUGAAAGCUAAGAUUUGAAGGUUCUUAGAAACUGACCACCUUUUGAAUAUAUGCUAACAAUUAUCAAACAUCUUUAUUUUAGAAGCAAGUUGUUAUAAAGCACAUCAGCUUCAAUAUGCUUUCAAAUGCUGGUAGUUUGCCAGAAGGUGAUAAAAUGGCACUUUAUACAGGCUGCAUAUGGACACAUUCUAAAUUAAGGUCACUGCUAUUGCCAAAAUAUAGUUAGGUCAAUAUAGGAAUUUUGUAUAACACAGAAUUAAUGAACAGAAGUUGCAAGUGAAGAACCAUUUGCUAAUAGGAAUAAGUUUGCUAAUAGGAAUAAGUUUACACUUUAGCUAUAUAUAUUAUUUUAAAGAAAGUUUUGAUUCUUUUCUGCUUCAUUUAUAUUGUGCUUAGCUUUUUUAUUAGGUAAUAUUUUCUUCAAGUUAUAUCAUAUGUUCUAUCCUCCCUCCCACCCCAAAUUAAUAUUUUCUUAAAUCUAAAUAUUAAAGUCUUUCCCCUUCUUCUUUGCUGAAAUGUAGGCAAAUUUGGAUGACUUUGUGGGUGCCUUAAUAAUUGUUAUUUAAAACCACAGAACCAAAGGCAACUGUUGUUUUAUGCAUAAAACUCUAUUACACUGCUAUAGAAAAUAAUAAAUACUUUUUUAAUAAUAGCUAAAAUGAAAAUGGAUAAUUUCUAAUUUUUCAGUAUGUAUCUUAUUUCCAAGUUGGAGUAUUUUUAAAGCAGAAAUAAACAUUUUUUUGUAUUAGACUGUUACAAAUAAAGUAGGAUUAUAGUCUGAAUGAUUGUAGCACUGUAGCACUUAUAAUAGAUAAUAAAUGUAUUCAGCUACUAAAGCACAAAAGGAAAAACAAAACAUAUAUCACACACUGAAUUGUAUAUAGAUUGAAAUAAACUUUUUGUACUCUAA
Messenger RNA from Lacerta agilis (Sand lizard), 4710 nucleotides. RefSeq names its product LRR binding FLII interacting protein 1 (gene LRRFIP1). The record is from RefSeq and is a predicted model, not a curated record. Gene Ontology annotation, molecular function: RNA polymerase II cis-regulatory region sequence-specific DNA binding; DNA-binding transcription factor activity, RNA polymerase II-specific. Lineage: Eukaryota; Metazoa; Chordata; Lepidosauria; Squamata; Lacertidae. Bases 46 to 3480 code for a protein of 1144 amino acids. Gene Ontology annotation, biological process: regulation of transcription by RNA polymerase II. The transcript has 17 exons.